Molecule: messenger RNA, 832 nt
Organism: Spodoptera litura
Lineage: Eukaryota; Metazoa; Arthropoda; Insecta; Lepidoptera; Noctuidae
Product: lipase member H-like
Biological process (GO): lipid catabolic process
Molecular function (GO): serine hydrolase activity; lipase activity
Source: RefSeq, a predicted model, not a curated record
CCCAUCACCACGGCGGCUGUGUGGUCGAGAGAAAUUGAGAAAAAAAAAUAAAAUUGCGAGUGACUUUUUUUGUUUCAAGUGCGAGUGAGAAGUUUAAAGACGUAUAGCUAUCCUUGUCUAUUUCGGUUCAUGAUCUUGUGCAGUGCUUUUUUCAUAUUCUUGUGUGUUAUUGUGAAAGUUAUAAAGCAAGUCAAUACCAUGGUCCGAUUUACGGACCUCUGUAAAAAAUUUGGACAAGUAUUCAUCCCUGCGAAAUAUGAUCCUGAUACACAGAAUUCUUAUUUACUAUACACAAGAAAAAAUCCAACAGAGAGUCAAACUCUUUUGCUUGGAAAUGAGAAACUAUUAGAAGCUUCUAACUUCAAUCCAAAUCACAGAACAGCUGUUCUUCUCCACGGAUGGAUAGAUCACCCUGAUGGUAGAUUCAGCAGAAUUGUUCGAUCUGCGUUUUUAGAAGCAGAUGAUAUGAACGUUAUAGUAGUGGACUGGAAGGAUGGUGCGGACAUAGCCAAUUACUUUACUGGGAUCAAAAACACAGUUAAGUCUGGGGAAGGAGUAGCAAGGUUCAUAGCCUGGCUGAAUCACAUGACAGGCGCUGAUCUCUCACUUUAUCACAUAGUUGGAUACAGUAUGGGCGGUCACCAAGCGGGAGUCGUGGGCAGGAACCUUGGCGGCAAAGUUGGAUACAUCACAGGUGUUUCAAAUACUUUGCAGAAUCUCUGCGUUCAGGAGGAUUCACAGGCAGAAGGUGUAGGAACCUCCGUGACGCUAAACUAGGCCGAAGUACAUUACCUGAAACACUGAAAAUGGGAGGUGUUAUACCUAAAACAGG